Nerophis lumbriciformis (worm pipefish) is the source of this 10394-nucleotide messenger RNA. NCBI's taxonomy places the organism in Eukaryota, Metazoa, Chordata, Actinopteri, Syngnathiformes, Syngnathidae. The record is from RefSeq and is a predicted model, not a curated record.
GAAGGAGGAAGCAGUCUGUUUUUUUUUGAAGAACGAAAUGCGUAUUUGUCCGUCUCUGCUAUGAAAGGAAUUCUUAACGCUUGAAGACAGCGCUGACUCUGCACAUUAUCUUUCCAUUACUAUCUGCCCAUCAAGAUUACCAGCCAACCUUGUGCGAGGGCUGAGGGCUUUUCCUGUUUGUGUUUGGCCGUGUCUCGCCCCCCUGUCGAGGGGUGUGUCGGCUCCCAGUAACCCUACACCAUUUACGCGUCGAGGUUACUGUAACUGGCUAAACAGCCUGGACCAGAGUCGCGAGGACUCCCAACUCUUUACUCCCAGGUCACAUGCCAUGUGUUGGCUGUCUGGAUCAAGUUGGCACAUUCCGUCAUGCUUCCGUGGUGUGCGGGACAUCAAGGAUGAGGGACCGAGGUAGCAAACAGGUGCUAGGAGUUGUUCUUCACGUACGUCAAAAAAUCCCCUUCAGAGGAAGCGAGUGGAAGAGAUCCACCCAAACGUUUUAAAUCAGCCAAUCAAGCUGGCUUCUUGGAAUUGGACUCCUCCCUGGCUCACCACCUGAGAGUAGAGAAACACAACCUUGCCUCAGAGACUCCGAGCCUUCAGAGAGACAACAAAUACCAGGUCAGACGAGUGUGCUGGGCUUUGACCAAAAAGACCACCUUUGAAACGGCGCUAAAAACACAACGUUUUGGACGGAACCCUUAGCAGUGUGACAUGUCUUUGACGACAAAGCUGUGAUCUCACCGAACUGAUCGAAGAGAGAGGAUGUGCAAGAGUGGACCUUAAGGACGGUUUAGGUUUUAUGUGACAUCAUUCCAGGACCAGUUUUUCAUUAAUACAUAAUGUGGGAAUCUCUCAGCUUUUGACUGAAGACUGCCGGAAAAGGGACCGGCGGAACAAUGAUGUCUUUGCAGGAUUUCGGAAGCAUCGCCAGCCUGGGGGCCGAAAGCUGUACGUCGGACUAUGGCGACAGCCUCUCGCUGAGCCAAAGCCAGGACCAGGAUUUGGACAAUUGGCACCCAGGCCAGGAUGGGAUGGUCAUGGAGCACCUCGCCUCCGUGCCUUUAAACAUGUACGAUCGCAGUGACUUCAUUGGGAGAUUUUCUAAGUUCCAGUCCAGGUCCAGGAAGAGGACGAGGAUCCUCAGAGCCUCUCCGGUGGGCCUGAAGCCGCCCGCCCCGCCCGUCUCCGGAAGCCUGGGAGAGAGGAAAGCUCCCGUCACCAUGGCGCCCGUCAACGUGGACCCCGAGAGCAAGCCGGGCGAGUUUGUGUUGAAGAGCUUGUUCGCCAACUUCACCCUUCUGUCCGAGCGCAAGAUCCGCAUCAUCAUGGCGGAGCCGCUGGAGAAGCCGCUCAACAAGUCUCUGCAGAGAAGCGAGGACCCACAGUUUGACCAGCUGAUCAACACCAUGAGCUCCCUGGCAGAGUACUGCCUGCCCUCCAUCCUCAGGACUCUCUUCGACUGGUACAAGAGGCAGAACGGCCUGGAGGACGAGUCCCACGAGUAUCGACCCAGAGCCAACACCAAGUCGAAAAACGACGAGCAGCAGAAGGACUACCUCCUGGAGCGCAGGGACUUGGCCAUAGACUUCAUCUUCUCCCUGGUACUGAUAGAGGUCUUGAAGCAGAUCCCCCUGCAUCCCCUCCUGGAUGGACUCAUCCAAGAAGUCAUUAACUUGGCUUUCAAGCACUUCAAGUAUAAGGAGGGCUAUCUGGGACCCAACACUGGCAACAUGCACAUGGUGGCGGACCUCUACGCUGAAGUGGUGGGAGUGGUGGCUCAGUCCAGGUUCCCUGCUGUGAGGAAGAAGUUCAUCUCCGAGCUGAAAGAGCUGAGACAGAAGGAGCAGAGCCCCUACGUCCUCCAGUCCACCAUAAGCCUCAUCAUGGGCCUGAAGUUCUUCCGCAUCAAAAUGUACCCCGUGGAGGACUUUGAGGCCUCCUUCCAGUUCAUGCAGGAGUGUGCACAGUAUUUCCUGGAGGUGAAGGACAAAGACAUUAAACACUCGCUGGCCGGACUUUUUGUGGAGAUUCUCGUACCCGUCGCUGCCACUGUGAAGAACGAGGUGAACGUGCCGUGCCUGCGCAACUUUGUGGAGAGUUUGUACGACACCACGUUGGACCUGUCCUCCAGGAAGAAGCACUCCCUGGCCUUGUACCCCCUGGUGACGUGUCUGCUGUGCGUCAGCCAGAAGCAGCUCUUCCUCAGCCGCUGGCACGUUUUCCUCAACAACUGCCUGUCCAACCUCAAGAACAGAGACCCCAAGAUGGCCCGUGUGGCUCUGGAGUCUCUCUACCGCCUCCUGUGGGUCUACAUGAUCCGGAUCAAGUGUGAAAGCAACACUGCAACACAAAGUCGCCUGACGUCCAUCACCUCCACUCUCUUCCCUAAAGGAAGCCGCAGCGUGGUCCCCAGAGACAUGCCGCUCAACAUCUUUGUCAAGAUCAUCCAGUUCAUCGCGCAGGAGAGGCUGGACUUUGCCAUGAAGGAGAUCAUAUUUGACCUGCUCAGUGUUGGCAAGCCCGCCAAAGCCUUCAGCCUCAACCCAGAGCGUAUGAACAUCGGCCUGCGAGCCUUCCUGGUGAUAGCCGACGCUCUGCAGCAGAAAGAUGGAGAACCUCCCAUGCCCAACACGGGAGCCACCCUGCCCUCGGGGAACUCCCUGAAAAAGAAGAAAACCUACCUCAGCAAGACCCUCACAGAGGAGGAGGCCAAGCUCAUAGGCAUGUCCUUGUACUACUCGCAGGUGAGGAAGGCCCUGGACAGCAUCCUCAGACACCUGGACAAGGAGGUGGGCCGCUGCAUGAUGCUCACCAGCGCCCAGAUGCUCAACAAAGAACCCGAGGACAUGAUCACCGGCGAAAGGAAGCCGAAAAUCGACCUGUUCCGGACGUGUGUCGCCGCCGUGCCCCGCAUCCUCCCUGACGGAAUGUCCAAACCCGAGCUCAUCGACCUCCUCUCACGACUCACGGUGCACAUGGACGACGAGCUGCGGCUCAUCUCCCAGAACUCCCUUCAGAGCCUGCUACUGGACUUCUCCGACUGGAGGGAGGACGUCCUCUUCGGCUACACGCACUUCCUCUUACGCGAGGUCCAAGACACCCAGCAGGGUCUUCAGGACGCGUCCGUCAAGCUCCUGCUGCAGCUGCUCACCCAGUGGAGGUUAGCGCUGCAGCUGCAGGGCAAGAUGCGAGGCGGCGUCGAGGUCGGUCAAAGACACCACUCCUUUUUUUUUUGUUGCUGGGUCAUUGUUCACCCGCUGCGGUCCCUUCCUCUCACUCAGGCCAGCCCCAGGAUGUCCGAGCGAAGCCCGCACUGCUCCGUGCUCCACGCCGUGGAGGGCCUGGCCUUGCUGCUCCUCUGCUCCUGUCAGAUCAGCACCAGGAAGCUGGCGGUGGGCGUGCUCCGGGAGAUACGCUGCCUCUUCACCGCGCUCGGACACGCCGAGGAUGACGACAAACCCAUGAUCGAGGUCAUGGACCAGCUGAGUCCAGCAGUGAUGGACAGCUUCGUUCACGUGGCCGUAUCUGACUCGUCCACUUUACCCAUGAACCACCACGUGGACCUCCAGUGGCUGGUGGAGUGGUCGGCACGCCUGGUGAGCAGCUCCUACGACGUGAAGAGCCCCAGCCACGUGUGGAUCUUCGCCCAGUGCCUGAAGGACCCCUGGGUGCUGUGCCUGCACAUCUUCCUCAGGCAGGAGCACCUGCCCAAACACUGCCCCGUCGCCCUGGGAUACGCCUGGCCCUACGCCUUCACCCGGGUGCAGCUGCUUCUGCCGCUGGUGGACCCCAACAGCCCGGUGAACGCCAAGAAGACCAGCUCCAGCGACAACUCCAUGUCCCUGUGGAGGAACUACCUGAUCUUGUGUCUGGGCGUGGCCAAGCCCAGCAUCAUGUCGCCGGGACACCUGCGGGCGUCCACACCCGAGAUCACGGCCACCACGCCGGACGGCAGCGUCACCUACGACAACAAGGUGAUCGGCACGCCCUCAGUCGCCUGGCUGCUAAAGCAACUGGUUCCACUCAUGAGAGCAGAGAGUCUGGAGAUCACCGAGUCUUUGGUGUUGGGCUUCGGGUGCACAAACGCUCUGGUCUUCAGAGAGCUCAUGGAGGAACUCCAUCCACUCAUGAAGGAGGCGCUGGAACGUCGACCCGAGAACAAGAAGCGCAGGGAGAGGAGGGAUCUUCUCCGACUGCAGCUGCUGAGGAUCUUUGAACUGUUGGCCAACGCUGGAGUCAUCAGUGACAGCACCAACGGAGCUCUGGAGCGUGACUCCCUCGCCCUGGGGGCCUUGUUCCUGGAGUACGUGGACCUGACCCGCAUGCUCCUGGAGGCUGAGAACGAGAAGGAAAUGGACGUGCUCAAAGACAUCCGAGCCCACUUCAGCGGCAUGGUGGCCAAUCUCAUCCAGUGCGUGCCUGUGCAGCACAGGCGCUUCCUCUUCCCACAGCAGUCCCUUCGCCACCACCUCUUCAUCCUCUUCAGCCAGUGGGCCGGACCCUUCAGCGUCAUGUUCACGCCCCUGGACCGCUACAGCGACCGCAACCACCAGAUCACCCGCUACCAGUACUGCGCUCUCAAGGCCAUGUCUGCCGUGCUCUGUUGUGGUCCGGUCUUUGACAACGUGGGUCUCUCCACCGACGGCUACCUGUACAAGUGGCUGGACAACAUCUUGGCAUGCCACGACAAACGGGUGCACCGUCUGGGUUGCGAGGUGGUGAUCCUGCUCUUGGAGUUGAACCCCGACCAGAGCAACCUGUUCAACUGGGCCGUGGACCGCUGCUUCACCGGUUCCUACCAGCUGGCGUCCGGAUGCUUCAAGGCCAUCGCCACCGUUUGUGGUAACAGGAAUUACCCAUGUGACCUGGUGACCUUGCUCAACCUGGUGCUGUUCAAAGCGUCAGACACCAGCAGGGAAAUCUACGAGAUCUCCAUGCAGCUGAUGCAGGUGCUGGAGUCCAAACUGUGCGCCUACUCCAAGCGCAUGGUGGAGCAGAAGCCCGGUAACAUUCUGUACGGGACGCACGGGCCUCUGCCGCCUCUCUACAGCGUCAACCUGUCCCAGCUCUCCAUCCAGCUGGCCAGCAUGUACCCGGAGCUCACCCUGCCGCUCUUCUCCGAGGUGAGCCAGCGGUUCCCCACCACCCACUCCAACGGCCGGCAGAUCAUGCUCUCCUACCUGCUGCCGUGGCUCAGCAACAUAGAGCUGGUGGACACGGGACUGCUGCCCCCCGCCUCCAGCCCCUGCACGCCGGAGGAGGAGCCUCGCGGCCAGUCUCAGAGUCUGGGGGGCGUGACUCUGAGCCUGAGAGGCAACGGCUGGGGCUCGCUGCAGGCCACCUCGCUGGUGCUCAACAACCUCAUGUUCAUGACGGCCAAGUACGGAGACGAGGUGCCAGGACCCGAGAUUGAGAGCGCGUGGAACGCUCUGGUGUCCAAUGAGCGGUGGAGCAACAACCUGAGGAUCACCCUGCAGUUCCUCAUCAGCUUGUGCGGCGUGAGCAGUGACACCACGCUGCUGCCCUAUAUCAAGAAGGUGGUGAUCUACCUGUGUCGCAACAACACCAUCCAGACCAUGGAGGAGCUCCUUUUCGAGCUGCAGCAGACCGACCCGGUCAACCCGGUGGUGCAGCACUGUGACAACCCUCCCUUCUACCGCUUCGCCGCCAGCAACAAGGCGCCCACUUCGCAGACAGGCACCACCUCCAGCAGCAACACGGUGGUGGUGGGACAGGAGAACCUGGCAGACGCGGAGGAGAACAAACUGGUCAGAGAGAGUGACGAUCGGUCAGUAUUUAUAUUUCUUUCACCCUCCAGGGCACACAACAGGCUGGAAUCUCGCUACAGCAACAGCUCAGGGGGUUCCUAUGAGGAUGAAAAGAGUGACCCUCUCCCACCGUACGCCGCCUGGCUCGUGAGCGUCCUGGAGACCAACCACCCUCAGCCGCUGCCCAUGCCCGUCAACGGGGGCUGCUGGGCGCCCCUGGUGGACUACCUGCCAGAGACCAUCACGCCCAGGGGACCCUUGCACAGGUGCAACAUUGCGGUCAUCUUCAUGACGGAGAUGGUGGUGGAUCACAGCGUGAGAGAAGACUGGGCGUUGCACCUCCCACUGCUGCUCCAUGCUCUCUUCCUGGGUCUGGACCACUACAGACCGGAGGUCUACGAGCACAGCAAGCGCCUCCUGCUGCACCUCCUCAUCACUCUCUCCUGCAACAACAACUUCCAGGUGAUCGCCUCCGUCUUGAUGUUGACCAGAGAGAUCAGCGACAACAAGACCCUCACCAUCAAGUCCGGUUACCAUAGCGACCAUCAGCACUCAAACGUGCCGGACUUCCUGCGGGAGUGGCAGACGUCCCCCGUGGCCGACUCCGGACUCUGCUCCACCUCCAACUCCUCCUCCGCCAGUCUGGGCGGGGGCAGCACGGCGGGCAGCGUGGGGAACCUCCCACUGGUGACGCCUGACGACCUGGAGGACCUGGAGGACACGACCAACGAGACGGACGAGAAGACCAACAAACUCAUCGAGUUCCUGUCCACCAGAGCGCUGGGGCCCCUGUGGGCACACGAGGACAUCACGCCCAAGAACCCCAACUCCAAGAGCACGGAGCAGCUCUCCAGCUUCCUGCGCCAUGUCGUCUCCGUCUUCAAGGAGUCCAAGUCAGACUUCCACCUGGAGCAGCAGCUGAGCGACGUGGCCCUCCAGACGGCGCUCUGCAGCUCCUCGCGUCACUACGCCGGACGCUCCUUCCAGAUGUUCCGAGCCCUCAAGCAGCCCAUCAACAACCACGCCGUGUCCGACCUGGUGUCACGCCUGGUGGAGGUGGUGGGCGAGCACGGGGACGAGGUGCAGGGCUACGUGAUGGAGGUGCUGCUCACGCUGGAGUCGGUGGUGGUCAACCUGGCCGAGUGUCUGAAGAACAGCGACCUCAUGGCGGCGCUCACCAGAACCUCGUCCCCGGACUUUGUGAUGAGCGACAAGCUGAUGAACCGCAAGAGCACGGGCCAGUUGAACUUCCCCGGCCCGGGUUUUGUGGGCCUGUCGUCGCAGCGCCACCAGCGCUCCUACUCCGUGCCCAAGAAGUUUGGCGAGUGCGGCUACCAGUCCAGCGACCCGCCACGCAGCGCCACACUGGACCGCAUACAAGCGUGUAACAGUCACGGUCUGGCCCGGGUGGGGAGGAGCCCCGGGUCCUGCACCUCUUCCACCAAUCGCAUCGACCCCAGCGUGCUGUCUGACCCCGCCCACGUGUCACACCCCUCCUCCAUCCUGGCCACCGUCUUCUGGGUGGCCGUGUCGCUCAUGGAGUCUGACUUUGAGUUUGAGUACCAGAUGUCACUGCGCCUGGUCCACAAGCUGCUGUCCAAGGUCCCUCUGGACCGAGCAGAGAACCGAGAGCGCCUGGAGAAGCUGCAAGCUCAGCUGCGAUGGAGUGGUUUCUCAGGCAUCCAGCAGCUGCUGCUGAAGGGUUUCACCUCCCAGGCCACCUCCGACCUCACCCUGCAGCUCUUCUGCCAGCUCACACCCGUGUCUCGUGUGCCUGUGGUGGACAGCUCCCAGUCCCUGGGUUUCCCUCUCAACGUGCUGUGUCUGCUGCCUCACCUGGUGCAGCACUUUGGACACCCCACACAGUUCUGCAAGGAGAGUGCUGAGCGCAUCGCACAGGUGUGCUUGGUGGAGAAGACCACCAAGCUGUCCCACCUGGCGCACGUGAUGACCCUCUACAAGACGCGCUCCUACACCCGGGACCCCUUCUCCUGGGUGAGCGUGGUGUGCCGCUACCUGCACGAGGCCUUCUGUGACAUCACGCUCAACAUGGUCACCUACAUGGCGGAGCUGCUGGACAAAGGACUUCCCAGCAUGCAACAGUCCCUCCUGCAGAUCAUCUACUGCCUGCUCAGCCACAUGGACCUGGCCGCCGUGCAGGUCAAGCAGUUCAACGCAGACGUCACAAAGACCAUCGAGAAGUUUGUCCAGACCGUGCACUGGAAGGACGCCUUGAACAUCUUGAAGCUGGUGGUGUCGCGCUCUGCCAGCCUGGUGCACCCGCCCUACGGCCAGGCCCAGGGAGACCUGUCCAACCUGGAGGUCAGCCGAGUCUGGGACGGCUCAGCCAAGGCCCUGCCUGGAAAGACCCUGGACUUCACCUUCGACAUCUCAGAGACCCCGGUGAUCGGGCGACGCUUCGACGGCCUCCAGGGUUCUGGCAUCAGAGAGGGGAAGGCCCGAGCCAUGGCGGUGACACGCAGCACAUCAUCCACCUCGUCCGGGUCCAACUCCAACACCAUCCUGGUUCCUGUCAGCUGGAGGCGCCCGCAGUCCUCUCAGAAGCGGACCAGAGAGAAGCUGGUGAACGUUCUCUCCCUGUGUGGACAAGAAGUCGGACUUACCAAGAACCCCUCUGUCAUCUUCUCGUCCUGCGGCGACCUGGAAAUGAUGGAGGUACGCGAGAGCGGCGUGUCGUCGGAGGAGGGCGGGACCAGGGAAGACACCUUGGACGACACCGCCAGCGAGCAGCAGUUCCGGGUCUUCCGAGACUUCGAUUUCCUGGAUGUGGAGCUGGAGGACGGAGAGGGCGAGACCAUGGACAGCUUCAACUGGGGCGUGCGCCGCCGAUCCCUGGACAGCACCGAGCUGGGCGACCUGCUGGAGGAGAGCCAGCACUCGGGCAGCACGCCCAGCCUGGGACACGAAGAUCCCCACGACUCGGAGGAGUCCUCCGAGGAAGAGGAGUCUUCCACCAGCCGGAGCCUGUCGCACUCGCAGCUGACAAAUCCGUCCCCGUCGGACGAGACCAACUCUCUGUCGACGUCGUACGACAUGUCCGCCGACCCUCACUCCUUCAGCGCCACCACUCCAGGCCAGGAGCACCUCCUGCAUGCCAGGACGUGCGUCGACGACGAGGACACGCAGGCUCAGGAUGACGAUCUGUCCCUGAGCGCCCACGAGCUCCCUCCCGGCUCGGACUGCGGCGAGAGCUUCACUCUGGAGUUGCUGGGGCAACCUCAGGGCGGGAUGCCCCGUCUGGACCGCGACUACUGCCAACCUGCUCUGGACUGCCUGGACCCCAACAGUCUUCCCAGCUUGCGCGACGACGUGGACGAUCUGGAGGACCUCGGCUUCCCGCCGCCGCCGUCCCCGUUUUUCUCUGCGAUCUUGGCGGCGUUCCAGCCGGCGGUGUGCGACGACUCCGAGGAGGCGUGGCGGUUUCACAUCAACCAGCUGGUGGCGGACUCGGACGGCUCCUGUGCCGUCUACACCUUCCAAGUCUUCUCGUCCCUCUUCAGGAACAUCCAGGGUAAAUUCUGCACCCUGACGACCGACGUGGCCUCCUACCUCGGCGAGGGCCUCAGGGGCAUCGGCUCCAAGUUCCUCAGGUCCUCACAGAUGCUCACCACCUGCUCAGACUGCCCCACCAUCUACAUCGACGCCGACACCAUCAUGUCUUACGGCCUCUUGGAGAAGAUGAAGUUCAGUGCGCUGGAGCUGCAAGAGUAUCUGGACACCUACAACACCCGGGAGGAGGCGGCUGUCACGUGGCUGCGGAACUGUAAAGACACAUUUCCCAGGUGCCCCGGCGACAGCGUGGUCACCUACCAACCGGGGGACUCUGAGGAGAAGCAAAUGGAGUCUCUUGCACAACUGGAGCUGUGCCAGCGCCUCUACAAGCUGCACUUCCAGCUGCUGCUCCUCUUCCAGUCCUACUGCUCGCUCAUCGGCCAGGUCCACGCCGUCAGCGCCGUACCAGAGCUGCUCAACAUGUCCCGGGAGCUGACGGAGCUGAGGAGCAGCCUGCAGGCGGCGGAGGCGGCGGUGGCCAGCGACCUGGAGCACAAACACCUGGCUCACACCCACGCGCACGCCGCCCAGCUGGCCGCCAUGGUGGUCCCCAGCUUCCCGUCCUCGGAGGCGGCGGUGAAGGCGGUGCUGGAGUGCCUGAGGAACCACGAGUUCACCAAAGCGGUCCGCUACAUCCAAGAGUGCAGGCGGCGCUGGCCCCACGGCGUGUUUGGCGGCGGCUCGGAGAACGAGGUCCACACGCUGCUCAACGUCUACUUCCGCCACCAGACCUUGGGCCAGACCGGCACCAUCGCCCUGGUGGGCUCCCGCCAGGACCUCAGCCUGAUCUGCUCCAAGCUGCUGGAGCUCAACGGGGAGAUCCGCGACAUGAUCCGCCGCGCCCAGGGCUACCGCGUGGUCACCACCUACCUCCCCGACUCCAGCGCCUCCGCCACCAGCCUCUGACGGCAGCCCGCUCCUCACAGGUGGCCUCCGCCGCCGCCAUCCUGUCUCCUCCAACCUUUUCUACACCUUCUUUUCACCCUGACUUCCUCUUCUCGUCACGCCGUCGUCCCUCCAGAGGGCGUUCUCUAUCCACUGUCGCCUCACCGC